AUGGCCCACGUUGGUGGUACUAGGACUUAUCGUGCCCCAGAGGUGGCCGUAAUUUCCAGUAAACAGGUCAGCCAGAAAUACGAUGUAUGGAGUCUGGGCUGCGUGUUCCUGGAAUUCAUCAGCUGUCAUCUCGUUGGACAUGACGCCACGCGUGGGAGUUACUUCAAAGGGGACGAUGAGCGGAAUUACCAAAGUUUUGUUACAGCCCGCCUCGAGGAAGACUUUGUAGAGUCGGGAAUCCUUGAAGACAAGUAUCUCCUCUACAAAUCAGGACUGGAAGAGCCACAGGUCAAAAAUUCUGUCAUACAGUGGUUCUUGUAUCUGCAUGGACAGAAUAAUUGCUCUGAUGCUCUGCACGACUUCUGGGACGUCAUACAAGAGCAUAUGCUCGUACACAGGCCAGGAACCAGAUGGCCUAUCCAGGAAGUGCUCGAGAGAUUGGCCACGAUCCUUACUCAGAGCCGUCAAGAUGGUUCUGUCACAGAAUAUUGCCAUGUGGGAAGACCGUGGGUAACUAGUCUUGCCAGCAAUUUUCCUUCUUUAUGGGAUGAGGACGAAUAUCGCCAGCGCCUCCGCCCACACUUUUACUCCCAGGCUUCGGCACAGGCUAAUCUGACCUCGAGCGCGUCUUCCGAUGGAUCGGAAAGACAAAGCCCCACCGAUUCUGUUGGUUCGAAACACGACUUUGGGCAAAUUGAGGAUGUCUUCGCAGAUGAAACCCAUGCUUUCUCGAUCUCUAGGUCCAAAGCACUCCGGGCCCUCGGCCGCUGCGACUGGUUCAAUACCACGGAGCGAUGA
This is a messenger RNA of Diaporthe citri, 798 nucleotides long. RefSeq lists its product as uncharacterized. Gene Ontology annotation, biological process: peptidyl-threonine phosphorylation; peptidyl-serine phosphorylation. Bases 1 to 798 code for a protein of 265 amino acids. Gene Ontology annotation, molecular function: ATP binding; protein serine/threonine kinase activity. The transcript is spliced from 2 exons. Lineage: Eukaryota; Fungi; Ascomycota; Sordariomycetes; Diaporthales; Diaporthaceae. The record is from RefSeq and is a predicted model, not a curated record.